AUGAGAGGCUGGGAGUUGGAUCACGUGGGUGUGCAGCCGUCAGGAGUGCUUCCGGGUCUGGUUCGGGAGGCAGAGGAGGCUCGGCGGGACCAGAGGAUCGAUAGAACCAGCAGAAACAGCAUGUCCUCUCAGCGGAGAACCCUGAUCAUCACAGACGUCAGGACCCCGAUACAUAAAACUGAUCGACUGCUGGGAGGGAUAAAUCUGAUUCCUGGACUCUGUCUUGGUCCAGAUGAGGAGGUGGAAGUCGAGGAGCUCAACCCGUUCUCCUUCAAAGAGUUUCUACGAUGGAAAAACCAGGAUCCAGACCAGGAUCCAGACCAGCAGCAGACACAUGAGAAGAGGUUUUUUAGUAACCAGAUCUUGGACCCUGAGGUCAGCAGCUGUUUCCGGUCUGAACCCUCCCUUGCGCCGCAGGAGGACGAGGAGAAGUGGGGGUGGAGCUUCCAGUCAGGUGUAGACAGCACAUCGUCCCUGUGCACGGAGGAGGACGAGGAUGAAGAGGAGACCAGGUUUUCCUCCAAACCUGAAGGUCCAGCAGCAGGAGAGAACUACGAAGGAGAUGAUGAGGCCUCCAUGGCUGAACCAGGCAGCUCCUGCAGGAGGAGGAGUGGGCGGAGCAGUCAGGUCGCUCAGCUGCAGGAGGAGAACAUGUCGCUGAGGAGAACCCUCCGGGAGCUGCAGAGGAGAGCCGAGGCCAGCCAGCGCAGGGCGGCGGAGCUGUCGGAGGAGCUGCUGCUGAGGAGGUGUCAGGAGGAGAAGGAGGCACAGGACCUGGAGAGCAUGGUCCACUCUGUGGAGCAGAACCUGGACCUGAUGACGAGACGAGCAGUAAAAGCAGAAAACAGUGUUUCCAGACUGAAGACGGAGCUGCAGCAGCUACAGCUGCUGUUAAUGAAACUCCAGAAGCAGCAGGAGGUUGACCAGUGUGAUGUUUUAUUCUAGAACGUGUUCCUGGUUCUCCAGGAAGUCUCACUGAGAGAUUAAAGGAGCUCUAAGUCCAGAAAUGCUGAUCCUACAUUUCCCAGAAUGCAGCUGGAGAAUACUUCAGGCAAAUCAGAGAGUCCAACAGCUCGGCCCCGCCCCCUGCCCCACCUCCUUCA
Messenger RNA from Amphiprion ocellaris (clown anemonefish), 1103 nucleotides. It is a transcript of the gene entr1, whose product is annotated as endosome associated trafficking regulator 1. Gene Ontology annotation, biological process: regulation of cytokinesis; positive regulation of cilium assembly; positive regulation of protein localization to cilium. Gene Ontology annotation, cellular component: centrosome; recycling endosome; midbody. NCBI's taxonomy places the organism in Eukaryota, Metazoa, Chordata, Actinopteri, Pomacentridae. The coding region runs from base 1 to 945 and encodes 314 amino acids. The record is from RefSeq and is a predicted model, not a curated record. The transcript is spliced from 10 exons.